Colletotrichum chrysophilum is the source of this 1551-nucleotide messenger RNA. RefSeq lists its product as uncharacterized. Gene Ontology annotation, molecular function: protein binding. Bases 1 to 1551 code for a protein of 516 amino acids. NCBI's taxonomy places the organism in Eukaryota, Fungi, Ascomycota, Sordariomycetes, Glomerellales, Glomerellaceae. The record is from RefSeq and is a predicted model, not a curated record. The transcript has 2 exons.
AUGAUGGACUCGUCGCCUCAAUCCAAGAACCCGGAGCCUACCCUCCCCAUGGCCGGCACCAAGCGUCCUGCUCCGAGCCUUCUCCCGGCAUUCGAACCUCUGUCUUCCUCCCCGGGCUUUCCUCGACCUUCCAAGCGUCAAGCUCGUCCCGGUUCCGUUGGAGGAAACAGCGCCUACCUCAAGUAUCCCACGCCAAUUCCGACUUCGAGCACCGGCAUCCUCUCAUCUUCCCCACCCCGCGUCCACCAGCGCCCCGGCGCUCUCUCGCGAGCCCUCUCCUCCGCCUCCGAACGCACGCCCCUCGGUGCCGUCGCCUCCAUUGAACUGAACGACAACGGCGAGACCCUGCUCAUGGGCCGUUCUAGCAACUCAUCCCAUUACCAACUCUCCGCCAACCGUCUCGUGUCCCGUGUGCACGUCAAGGCGCGGUUCGUGCCUGCUCCCUCGGCACUGGAGCCGAAUAAGAUUGAGAUUCUGUGCAAUGGCUGGAACGGACUGAAGCUGCACUGCCAGGGCCGCACGUGGGAGCUGCUCAAGGGCGACUCGUUCACGUCCGAGACGGAGGGUACCGAAAUUAUGCUUGACGUCCAGGAUGCGCGUGUCAUGAUCCAAUGGCCGAAGCGGGACCAGCGUGACCGGCUGGGAAGCCCCGAGUCCCAGUGGGACGACUCCCCGCCCCGGCCCAAUGCCCGUGCCGCCGCCGCCGCUGCCAACCUGCUCCAGUCAAGCCCCCUGCGCCGUACCUCGCGCAUCGAGUCUCCGGACUCUCCAACGCCGGCGCACAUGACCAGCUCCCAGCGCCUGCAAGCUCUUCUUCCCACCGAUGAUGGAGAGGUCCACAUCUACGAGGACUCCAGCGCAGACGAGCCUGAACUUCCCAAGCUUACUGACUCGGGUGUCAAUGUCGGCCAGAGCUUCGCUACCGAAGUGACCAACUCUUUCUCGUCCGAGCUCAGUGAGCCCGAAGAUGAGAACGACCCGGAUGAGGAAAACGACCCCAUCGUCCACUCCUUCGGUCCCUUUGGAGCUGACAUUUCCAACCGCCUGGCCUCUGUCUUGGCCACUGCACCCAAGUACCCCUCUUCCAAACACUCACAGCUGCCUCCUAUCCGGGAUGACUCCAACCCCUCCAGCCCCAUCUCGGCACCGCCAAAGUCGCCGGUCAUCAAGGAGGAAGAAGAGGAAGUCAAGGAGCCUCCCUACGAGAACCCUGCCGUGCGCAACCAUGUCGUCAACCAGCUCGCCUUCUCCCGCCUGUCGUCCAACCCUCUGUCGACCAUCAUGAACAACCUCCCCUCCGAGCAGAAGAAGGGUCUGCUCAAGGAACAAUUGCGAAGCCUAUUGGAGAACACGGCGUGCAUCGGCAUCAUCCGCCGCCAGGGCAAGGAUGCCGCCGGCAAGCCCCUCGAGAGCGAGUACUACUACGUCCCCGAGGCCGACGACGACGAGCAGCGUCGCUUCGCUGUCACGGACGGCCUCCGGAAGCCCAGUCUGAGAGCCUGCAGAAAGCAGCACAAGCAAUACUACUGGAAGCGCCCGCGAACCCCUUGA